AAUAGAUCUACGGCAUGCUCUGUACUCGACAGAUCUGUUGACUUCGCUGCCAAGGUUGUGACAUGGGACAACACUAAAAGGAACACAGGAGACUUGUGGCUAAAAUUAACCGCAGAAGGUGCCUGCGUAUGCUGCCUGUUUUCAAAAGGGUUUUGAAAGUGGUGAAAUUGCUUUCAGGAUAAACAAAGUAAAAAGUGUCAGAAUUUAUAAAGCAACGCUUGCCUUCAAUAGUCAUCCAAGCACUGAGUUAACAUGGGGUCUGGACAAUCUCAGAGAAGCUGCUAUUGCGAAUAAGUCUUGAAGUGGAUUUCUUUAAUCAGGUAAAGUAAGUGUCAGUUUGCUAUUGCAUGUCCUGUGAGUCCAAUGGCUGUGUCCACCUAUUAGUAAGAACCGUGAGUCAUCCUGCUUAUUAUCUCUUUAUAUUUAUUGAAGAACAACAUAUUUAACAUUUAAAAAGUUUUUGUUCAAAAGUUUAUUUGCUAAAUAAUUAUUGGUGUGUGGAUUUACAGUUAAGUUGAAAUAUAAAUAUAAAAACAAAAAAUAGUUUUAUGGGUGUAAUUGUUACCUGUGUGGGCUAUAAAUCCCUAAACUUUGUUUGAAAACUCCUUAAAAAAUAAAUAAUUUCUCAACAUUCUCAUGAAUUUUAUAAAAGAACAAAUUCAGAGAUUAGCAAAUAUAAGGAUAAAAUGAGUGGAAUAUGAUCAAUGAUCAAGGAGCUCAGCAUUUUAAAGCACGGUUUACUGUAACCUGAUCAUUUUUUGGUCACUGGCCAUUUUUCAGAAUGUACGCUUUCUUCAGGCAGACAGAAGGCAGAACAGAUGUGAUGUGUCACAAUUUUCUUGUGACUAUGUGAACGCGUCAGUGGAUGCAGUGCACACAAUUUUCACAUUCAGAGAAAGUUCUAAAUCAAUAACGUGUCAAACACAUCAUCAUAUAAGACUAUCCAUAGCAUGCCUGAAGGGGAUUAUCCUGAGAUGGAAAAUUCUAGCCAAAAUAACUCAACUGGAGCAAUUAUCAAACUCAUUAUGCCAUCUUGAUAAUGUUGACCUAUAAUUUGCAAUUUACAAGUCGUUUCCCACGUCAACAACUCUUGGUUUAGUGAAGCACUCUUUAAAUUUGUUAUUUAUAACCCUUGACACGCUAAGCAGCGAUUACAAUUUUGUUAGUAUAUAAUUUAGUAUUGUGUUGUAUUUAUGCAGUUAAAGAUCAAAUUAUGUCUUGACAAAAAAUGUCCUGUAAGCAUUUUCAUACAACGGAUCCUGUUGUGUCAUAUCACUGAGGGAAACUUGGCGUAGCCAUCUCCUGUGUGCUGUAUAUUGUAAUUGUAAAAGUGAUAACUGUAAAUAUCUUACAGAAUUAUUUACUUAAGUGAGAAUUCAUGUUUGAAAUCAAAGUAAAUUUACAAUUUAAGGUCAGAGUAGCCAAUCUUAAAGCAUAGCUUCCAGCAGGGCUGCCAACAGAAAUUUUGGGGCCGAUGACACAGCGCCAGUUCUGGGUCCGUGGGGUCCACCCUCAAGUUUGCCCACAUAUAUUAAGUCUGCCCACGUAUAUUAAAUGCAGAGUGUGUGUUUGUGUACUUGGAUGUAGUGUGUGUAUAGUGAAUGCAGAAUGUGUGUUUGUGUAGUGGAUGUAGUGUGUGUAUAGUGAAUGCAGAAUGUGUGUUUGGGUAGUGGAUGUAGUGUGUGUAUAGUGAAUGCAGAAUGUGUGUUUGUGUAGUGGAUGUAGUGUUUGUGUGUAUUAGACGCAGUGUGUAUAGUGCAUGCAGCUUGUGUGUUUGUGUACUUGGAUGUAGUGUGUGUAUAGUGAAUGCAGAAUGUGUGUUUGUGUAGUGGAUGUAGUGUUUGUGUGUAUUAGACGCAGUGUGUAUAGUGCAUGCAGCUUGUGUGUUUGUGUAGUGGAUGUAGUGUGUGUAUAGUGAAUGCAGAAUGUGUGUUUGUGUAGUGGAUGUAGUGUUUGUGUGUAUUAGACGCAGUGUGUAUAGCGCAUGCAGCUUGUGUGUUUGUGUAGUGGAUGUAGUGUGUGUAUAGUGAAUGCAGAGUGUGUGUUUGUGUAGUGGAUGUAGUGUGUGUAUAGUGAAUGCAGAAUGUGUGUUUGUGUAGUGGAUGUAGUGUUUGUGUGUAUUAGACGCAGUGUGUAUAGUGCAUGCAGCUUGUGUGUUUGUGUAGUGGAUGUAGUGUGUGUAUAGUGAAUGCAGAAUGUGUGUUUGUGUAGUGGAUGUAGUGUUUGUGUGUAUUAGACGCAGUGUGUAUAGCGCAUGCAGCUUGUGUGUUUGUGUAGUGGAUGUAGUGUGUGUAUAGUGAAUGCAGAGUGUGUGUUUGUGUAGUGGAUGUAGUGUGUGUAUAGUGAAUGCAGAAUGUGUGUUUGUGUAGUGGAUGUAGUGUUUGUGUGUAUUAGACGCAGUGUGUAUAGUGCAUGCAGCUUGUGUGUUUGUGUAGUGGAUGUAGUGUGUGUAUAGUGAAUGCAGAAUGUGUGUUUGUGUAGUGGAUGUAGUGUUUGUGUGUAUUAGAUGCAGUGUGUAUAGUGCAUGCAGAGUGUGUGUUUGUGUAGUGGAUGCAGUGUUAGUGUGUAUUAGAUGCAGUGUAUGUAGUGCAUGCAGCGUGUGUGUUUGUGGAGUGGAUGUAGUGUGUGUAUAGUGAAUGCAGAAUGUGUGUUUGUGUAGUGGAUGUAAUGUUAGUGUGUAUUAGAUGCAGUGUGUAUAGUGAAUGCAGAGUGUGUUUGUGUAGUGAAUGUAGUGUUAGUGUGUGUUAGAUGCAGGGUAUGUAGUGCAUGCAGCGUGUGUGUUUGUGUAGUGGAUAUAGUGUGUGUAUAGUGAAUGCAGAAUGUGUGUUUGUGUGUAUUAGAUGCAGUGUGUAUGGUGAAUGCAGAGUGUGUUUGUGUAGUUGAUGUAGUGUUAGUGUGUAUUAGAUGCAGUGUGUGUAGUGCAUGCAGCAUGUGUGUUUGUAUAGUAGAUGUAGUGUUUGUAUAUAAUGAAUGCAGAGUGUUUGUAGGCAUGUAGUGUGUGUAAAAUAGGUGGUAUGUGGUGAGCAUUUUCAUUUUUUUAAACAUUUCUUUAAAACAACAUUUUAUUUUAUUCCCCCUCUCUGCUUCUUACCUGGGAGGGAGGAGAUCACAUUCCCUGGUGGUCUGGUGGCAUGGUGCUCAAAGCCAGGAGCUGUUUACUGCAGGUGGGCCCAGCACACUGCAGAGGGGGCCCAGCACACUCGGUCUUCAGUUCCCAGCAGCUCCUAUGCCUCUAACUCUCGCGAGACUGGCCUGCGUGCCGCGCAAGGCGUUACCAUGGUAAACUGUGGCAACACUCUGCUGGCCACGGCUUGCGAGAGUUAGAGAUAGAGGAGCUGCUGGGAACUGAAGACCGAGUGUGCUGGGCCCCCUCUGCAGUAAACAGGGAGCGGGGGGCCCGCAGCUGCACAUGUAUAUGUAGUAAAAAUCGCUGUAUAUAUAUAUAUAUGCACCUAGGGAAUGUGGGGCGUGGGGCCCAGAACUCCCAGAGCAGUCCGGGCCUCCCAGGACCGCCGAGCCCAUGACAAUAUGCCCAUAACAAUAGGAUGGUUAUUUGUGGACAGGGCAGUUCUAAGCUUAGUUGCUCAAUCCUUUAUUGGGUGCCAUCUUGGACAUGGAAGAGGCAAUUUUUAGUUAAGUAUACCUUCUUAAGAUCUACAUCUUAUUUUCUGUAUUAAUAUACUUACCAUGCAUAUGACAGAUCCUUUUUUACUUACAUCAAAGCAUUAUGGGGAGUCUAUAAAGAUAUGAAUCUAUAAAAUGGCAAAUAAUGAUGAGAGGAAGAGUCUAGUAAACUCAUUUGAGAAUUUCCAAGACUUUGGGAUUCAGAUUAACUUUGAAUGAUUGGGUCUAGGCCAGUUGACCUCUCUAGGUGAAAGGGUCCUAUACUCUAUGUGAAGGCAAGAACACCUAACCCAACCAAUGUCCUGUUAAGACUUAUAGAAGAGCUACAUGACUUUUAAAAAGCUGGUGUUUUAGUACUACAAGCAUGUAAGACAACUUCUAAAACAUAUGUUCCCCCCGAAAACGUAGCAAAGCACAGUAACUACUGCUGCUUAUAUUUUGUUUCUGAAAUUAAAUCAGUGGCACAUAAUCAGCAAUAAUUAUGUAAAACCCUGUUCUCAGGUCUUUUUACUUUACCGAGGAGGACAAUUAAGUCUUUUAUGUGUUUGAAGAAUGAGCAUACGCCAGUGAGACAGGUCAGUGUAUAGUGCUCCAGAACUUGCUCUAGGCCUCACAAGUUAGAUUCCCGAUAGGACCAACACAGCUUUUUGGGCUUUAGGCUCAUAAUUAUAAUAACAUCAAUAUCCCGGGAUGCAUGUACAAAAAUAACAAGACAUAAGUACCCUUCCUAAUUUGCUUCUGCCCACUUUCACUGUAACCUUACCAUGGUCAAUAACCUUCCUCAGGCUUUAAGAAAUUCUGACAUUUAUUGACUUUAUAUUUUCAGCCACACUUGUACCAAGGAUUAGAACACACACUAUGGCACAAUCGUGGUAGUUAAAAAGCCAUGAAUUUGAUGUAUGAUAUUUAGAUAAUGCUGGGCUCAAUGUAAGAGUCUGUUACAUCUAUUGCUUGUAUGCUGUAGUGACAAGUCAGAUCAUGUUUUAACUAAGAGGGUCAGCUUUUAACAAUUCAGCCUUACAGCAGAACACAAUAUUAGAGAGAUGCAAUUUGUGCUGCAGUUGAUAAAAGAAUUCUAAAUGUACACUAAAGGCUGUCUGUGUUUACCUCAAUCCUUCAAAAAUAUAAAUCAUUGAAAAAAAUAAAUGAACAUUCAUAUUUUUCCCUGUCUCCUGUUAGGUUGCAAGAAGACACCAGGGCUCCUCACUGUUUAAUGAUUGUGAAUCGAGUUAUAUACACAGUUGUUUCACUGAAAACAUAAGCAGGCUAAAGUCCUUAACAAUGAUGCAAAGGUAACAUUUAGCAAAUUCUUCCAACUGAAUCUAUACACAAAGUGAUCGAAAAUGGAUGAACAUGUUGGUAAGAAUUAUCUUUUCCAGGAUCCAGAAAUCUCCUGUGAUUUACUAAAACAUCUUAACAACUUGAGGGAAGAAGGUUUGUUAACGGAUGUCUUCAUUUGUGCUGGGGGAUGCACCUUUCCUUGUCACAGAAAUGUACUAGCCUCAAGUAGCCCUUACUUUAAGGCUAUGUUUUGUAACAAUUUUAGAGAGUGUGGAGAAGAAAAAGUAGUAUUGAAAUGCAUUGACUCAGAUAUUUUUCAUCUCAUCAUCCUCUAUGUCUACACCGGUGAGAUCCUUAUCACUCUGGAGAAUGUGUAUUGUCUCAUCGAGGCUGCUUCUAUGCUUCAGUAUAAUACAUUACUAGAAGCUUGUUCCAAGUACCUUCAGGACCAAAUGAAUCCCCAGAACUGCCUAAGCAUGGUGCGUCUUGCUGACAUUUUCAGCUGUGAAGACCUUAAAAAGAAGGCCAGAGACAUGGCUUUACAAUGUUUCCCAGAAGUUGGCAUUUCUGAAGACCUCAAGGAACUGUGUGCCCAAGAAUUGCUUGAUUACCUUGGAGACGAUGAUCUGUGUGGAGAAGAAGAGCAAGUUUUUGAGACCCUGAUGACAUGGAUUCGACAUGACAUGCAAAGACGUAAGUGCUUUGUUCAGGAUUUGUUUGAGAAGGUGCGUCUUCAAUACGUACACCCAACUUUUUUCUUCCAUUUUAUUGCCAGUGAUCCACUAAUUCAGUCUUCGACAAUUUGCAGAAGUUCUUUGGAUGCAGCAUCCAGAAUGUUAUUUUCUCAAAAUACAGCAAUUGUGCCAAAUGUCAAGCCCAUGCUGCAUGUCCCUCGAAGAUUUUCUCACCAGGAAUUCCUGAUUAAUGUUGGAGGUAGAAAAGACAGUCAGCAGACCACAAAGGAUGUUUUGCUGUACAAUGAGAUGACAAACCAGUGGCUCAGACUUGCUAAGCUUCCAUUGCGUCUUCAUAAAGCUUCUGCUGUGGGCUUACACGGCAACGUUUAUAUCUUAGGGGGUUUGUCCAUUUGCAGCAAGAAAAGCACGGUGACUUCUGCUGUUUACAUUUUGUCUCUCAAAUUAAACCAGUGGCGUAAAGGGGAACCAAUGCUGUCUGCACGCUACUCUCAUAGAAGCAUUGCCUACAAAAACUAUAUAUUUUCUAUUGGAGGAAUUGGUGAAAAGCAACAGAUUCUGAGCUCCAUGGAGAGAUUUGACAGCAUUUAUAAUACGUGGGAGGUCAUGGCAAACAUGCCCCUAGCUGUCCUUCAUCCUGCAGUUGCUGCCAAAGACCAACGAAUCUAUCUUUUUGGUGGAGAGGAUGUCAUGCAGAACCCUGUCCGAUUUAUACAGGUAAGGCGUUAAUGAUGUGCAGUUAACUGACUUUUACCAUGCAUACAUUUUAUCUUGACUUUACACGAUUUAUCGCUGGUGUGUGCUGACCACAACUAUUAUAAAAUAUGGUCUGAUAACAUGUCAUAGUCCCAGGGGAACUUGGCAGGCACAGUGGACCUUCUGAGGUUAUUUAAUCCCUGUUAUACUAUAGGUUCAAGCAGUGUCCAUCUCUAUGGACUAGUGUCUGGUCCCAGUGGUGAUGGCGGGCUCUUGUCAAUCACCACAACACUGUCCAAUCACUGGUGAGUGGGAGGAGCAUGCAACAUUACUUCAGUUGCCGAAUGAACACUGAAAAGAUUAGUUUUAUACUUUUAUAGUUUUUUUUAAAAAAAAAUUAUUAUUCCAUGUAAAUAGUUUAUCUAACAGAAAAAAUGCACCACGGUUUUCCUUUUUUGCUAUUAUUUUGCUAUUAUUUUCAUGUAGAUAUUUCUUAUAGCAGGCUUUAAGGCACAUCUUUUAUGCAAAUAAGCAAUAAUGCAGAUAUAUACUGUUUAGUAUUCCUAUCACAAAAUCACAAUUAUUCUGCGAUUUUCAAUAUAAAAUCACAUAUUUAGCCGACUUUCUUAAAAUAUAAUAUUCUGGUUUUCAGAAAUUGUAGCAUCGGACAUUUUCAGACAAUUGAAAGCAAGUCAUCAUUGUGACUUCUAUAACUUUUUAAAUUGUCUUCUUCAAGAUUGGUUUAAAGUGCACGUUCCGUGACUAACAUGAGUGGGAGUAACUUUAAAGAAGAUCACAUUUUAUCUGUGUAUUGUCCUAACCAAAUUUCUAGCAAAUGUUCAGAUGGAAAUUAAUUCAACUGUACAUCAUGUCAGAGCUCUGCCCCCUCCUCAUUUCCAUGAUGAGCGGGGGUCUAAUGCGCAUGCGCGGCAGAUGUCCACGCACGCAUUAGACCUCCCCAUAGGAAAGUAUUGAAUCCAUGCUUUUCUAUGGGUGAAAAAUCUGAUGAUGGAUGUCUUCAUGCAGAGCGCUAGGACGUCCAGCGUCAGAUAAUGGACCAAAAGUCUGUUUCGAUGCAGGAAGCCCUCUAGUGGCUGUCUGAUAGAAAGCCACUGUGGGCAGACUUAGAGCUGCAAUGUAAACAUUGCAGUUCUCUGGAACGGCAAUGUUUAACAUUGCAGCACUAGGUGCAAAAGGGACACAGCACCCAGAACACUUCAAUUAGCUGAAGUGGUCUGGGUGCCAACAGUGUCCCUUUAAAGACUACAUACGUGGAAGUUCUGUAGAAGUUUUUUUGUACAGCCAUUCUUCCUCCAGUUGAUGAUGACCUACACAUUACAAAUUGUGAUAUACUGGUCACAUCAAUUUGGAGGUGGGGUGGCUGUGUGCGCUGUCACUUCAUUCAUUCAACGAACUGUGAAGAACACAGUUUUCUAACAAUUAUAUAUUUUAAUGUAUAUAUUUUCACUAGCACAAUGUAUAUAUUAAAUCUAUAAACACCUGAAUAAGAAUGUAUCACCCACAUUUGUGGACGACAGGUUCACUUUAAAUUUAGACAACUAAACGUAUGAAUCAGUCCAAUAAGGUGCAUUCCUUCUUCACAAUUAUUUUAAUAAAUUGUGCAUAUUCAACUUAGUAGGAGUAUUGUCUGAAGCAUUGUUUAAUUUAAAUUUAAUUAAAACAAUAUGUAUGCUAAAUUAAUGUCACAUUAGGUUGAAAAUAAUAGUAAGCUUUGUUUUCCUAUUCAAACACGAGGCGGAUGUUUGCCAAAGACUCAAUUUAGAACAUUUAUUUGCUCAAUAAGAUGAAACAUUUGCACAGGAAUACAUUCUUAUGUUUAUUCAGUUUAUACGGUUCUAUUGGCUAAUAGGAAUUUAAUUUUAACAUGGCUGUGUUAUCAUGCCUUCUAUUUGCAUUAUCAUAUAGCACUUCUCUGAAACAGCUAUGUUUUCAGCUACAGGGUUAAAACAAGAGGGACGUGGCACCCAGACCACUUGAUUGAGCUGAAGUGAUCUGUGUGCCUAUAGUGGUCCUUUAAUACAUUUAUUUUAGAUUGGGUAGCUUAAAACAACACAUAUACAUAUGUAAAUAUGUGAUAAAUAUAUAGACAGGCAGAUGGAUAAAAUAAAUAUUAUUUUUUUGAGAAUAUUGUUUUAAACGCAUUUUUCUACAAAACAUUUUUUUUAAAAGGUUGCUUUAUGAUCAUGGAUGUGCAUUAAAUAUACCAAAAAAAUAACAAAUUAUAAUAUAUUUUUUUAAUACAAUAUUUGCUUUCAUUUAUUUAUUUACUUGUUUAUUUAAAUACCAUAAAGCUGGGUAGACAAAUUGAGAAAUGCCAUUCUUUCAUUUCAAAAGAUAUCAUAUUUUUAUAAUUACACACCAGAAGUCAAAUAUUAAAUUUUUUUAGAGCUUUUUAAAUUGAUGAAUAUUGUUUUUUUUUUUUAUUACUCUUUUAUUUACAUUCUAUUUCCCAGGUUUAUAAUAUCGCUAGAAACAUGUGGUUCCGAAUGGAAACAAGAAUGGUCAAAAAUGUUUGUGCCCCAGCAGUUGUGAUUGGAGAGAAGAUUCUAAUAAUAGGAGGUAAGAGUUCAAUGUUUAGCCGCUACUAUAUCUACAUUGUUGGUCAAACACACCAACGAUAUGGAGAUCCGUAAAAAGAAAGUCAUUAUAUUAUAAAAUAGGGACAGAGGGAUUUGGGAAUAUCGCUCCUUAAUAGGGACCCUUGGGAGGUAUGAUAUAUUUCCAAACUUUUGAGCAGCCACGGCCCACACGCUCCAAAAUUUCAGCCAAGGACAAAUAAAUCAUUAAAAUAAAUUAAAUCAAUGACUUUACUAUUUCUGGGUAUCCCUGAAAAGCAAAUGUAUUGGUGAAUUAUAUCUGCAUACAGUAUUUACAUUUAAAAAAAAUGCUGAUCUAAACAAUAAAUAAAUCUCAUUAGUGAAAGGGCUAAAAAAAAUCACACAAACGUUUUGCAAUGUAGAGAAUAGGGCAUGUGACACUAAUCUAUAUAAAGAUGCAACAGCAACUCUUCAUAAUAUGAUGCAAUAGUUUUUGGAGGUUAGCUAGAAAGAACCAGUGAUUGACAGCUCUAUUUCUAGUUUAUAUUAAUGUUCUGAAGCAGAUGACAAUAACCUUUUACCUCUUUGACUCUGAACGGAGCUAGAAAGUAGGAUACACUUUUCUAACACUUGUUAUAAACAUGUCUGUGUAUCUACUGUUUGUAGGUGUAUGUGUGUAUAUUUCUGUGUGUGUGGUGCGCUGUAAUAAUAAUUAUUUUAUUUUUAUUUAUUUUUUUAAUAAUUUACUUUUGUCGUGGAUAAAAUUACAAUCCAGCCUGUACGGCUACAACAGCGGUAACAAGCAUUAUAAUUUCAGACUUUGUCAUGAUAUUUGAGAACUGCACAUUUUAUAAAUAAGAAUAAAUAUAAAUGAAUAAACAGGUUAUUGUAGAAGUGGCUCUUGGGAACGAUCUAUGAGACUGCAGAGUAUGCAUGAUAGAGGCGCAGAAAUAAGUUUGGUCGCUUGACCCUGUUGUGAUGGAACAGAGCCAAGACUAAUAUUAUAUUAACAUUAGUAGAUUUAAUCUUGUACCUCUGCAUAUAUUAAAGUUGAGGAGUAUAAGCCAUGUUAGAAACUCAUGUAGUUAACUUUUAGGAGAGGGUUAAUACAUAGCAGCUGCUACGGUGAGCAUUACAAUUGGGCAGAGUGAUCUGAUGCGCAUCCUAAUGCAGAAAAUAAACCGCUCCAUGAUGAUAUGCAUAGUAUGGAUUUACAUGAUGGGAGCUGGGGGGUUGGUUGUUAAGUAUGGAGUCAGCGUGCGCGGGAUAUUCCCGGUCUCGGCCUCGUUUGGCAUUAGGUUUAGUAGUCAUUACGCAAGUAUGAGGGGCAUCUAAAAUGGGUUGUUCUCAUACAUUUCACUUUUAACUGAGGGCUAAACCCAACACAGAGAAAAAUAAAAUUAAAAUAACGUAUAGGCAGGUGUGUCAGGUGGUCUCCAUCCCAGGUACUCCAUGCAAAGCUUGGAUGAAUGGGACAAUUUUAGCUGCAUCCCAAAUUGUAGAGGAAGGUGGGGCUGUGAGGCCCAGGGCAGCAAGGAUAGUUUCCAUCUCAGCAAUGUCUGUCACUUUAUGUUGGGUGUCUACGUGCGUUGUUCCCCAGCAAUACCUCCCUCCCUUAGCUAUUAGUGUUGCUGUCAGCGGUCGGAGGGAUUUCCUCCAUAACAGGGUAGUGUGAGAGAGGUCAGAGUAGAAUGACAAGUCCAUGUCCUCAAAUAACGUAAGCUAAAUGAAGCAAUGUUGGUGUAUAGAUCAUGCCCCUGCAGAGUCACUGCUCAAUUCCCUGGCAUUGAGCAGAUAAAAUAGAUUUUUUUAAUACUUUUAAAGGUGCUUGAAUCACUCAGAAAGCCAAAUGUUAAAUUAUUUGCCAUGUAUAAUGCUUACCAGUUUGUGUUUGGUUGCAGGUUACACCAGGAGGAUAAUUGCUUAUGAUGUGAAGCAAAAUAAAUUCAUCAAAUGUGCUGAUAUGAAGGAUAGACGAAUGCAUCAUGGCGCCACUGUACUCCAAAAUAAACUCUAUGUGACGGGUGGCCGGUGUCUUACUGCUGACAAUACCAUAGAAGACUCGGAUUCUUUUGACUGUUAUGAUCCCGAGACAGACACAUGGACAUCUAAAGGGAAAUUGCCCAGCAAACUGUUUGACCACGGCUGUUUAACACUCCAGUGUAGCCCCUCACAUUUGCAUUGAAUUAUUGAUGAAACCAAAGUUGAUUUAAGAACUACUUGAAGUUUACUGUGAAGUGUAAGUUUGGCACUUCCUGUCACAAUAGAGUUAUAAUACGAUAUCAGACAGGAGGCUGUUUACAUUGUGGUAACAAACUAGGGUGGUGUUAUUGUGCAGUGCUGUUUGACUUCAGACAUGGACCUUAAGUAAUAAUGAGGUUCACCGUGAUCACAGAAAAUAAGGUAUGGGAUAUACACCCUGUUUUCACUGCUACACAUUCUAGUAAGUAGCCGUUGUAACUAACAAACUCAUUCCAUUCAUUGCUACCAAGGCUCACCCCUAUAUAUUUGGGAUUUCUAUGGGUACUUAUAACUCUAUAAUACUAUCAAUAAUGGCAGGGCAUGAGGUAUGGCAACAGGUCAUUUAACCAAGCAUAUCUCAUAGUCUUCUUACUCAUGCCUGCCAUUAAAACCAGUCAAACAGAACUGGCAUCCCUAGAUUCUCCAGAAGUUAUUGAAUUUCAGCUGCCAUCAGACCUGGAGAUUUGUUCGUGGGCCAAACUGCAAUUCGAACACAUUUGGGCUGAUUGGGUGAUCAGCCUAAUUCUCAAACUUUGAGUCUGGAUUUUACCUUAAUCAUGGACCACCCGAAACCCGCAAUACCAGACAUUAUACUUACAAUUAUUUAUAUAGGGCCAACAUAUUUUGCAGUGCUGAAUUUUGAUUUUCUUGAUUGCUCCUCGUGUUUUUCCCUCUAUUGGUUACUUUUUCUCACUUGGUCUGUGAACAAAAUGGAGGAAAACUGCUCCUAUCACUGCUCUCCUAAAUAUAUGUGUAAUAUUAUGUAUAUAGUUUGCAGGAUACUGAUUGGGCCAUUUAUUUUUUUGUUCUUCUGAUUUAUUUUAUGAAUUGGAAUCUCAGUACUGAAAUUCUGCCAAGCCAAAUCAACAUGAAAAAUUUUCAAUAUUUUGAAAUAAAUUGUUCGUCCGAGCCCCAUUUUCUUGCUGAGCCCAUGUCUGACUGCCAUCGGGCUAAACCAGAGAAAAGCAAAAAAUCUCUAGUGGCUGUCUUCCUGACAGCCACAAGGGGUGCUUUCCCUUCCAAACCAAGUCAAACUCAUAGAAAGCAUUUGAUGGGAGGUGCACAACAUUUUACCAUGUAGGCCUAUCUCGCCCCCAAUACUUCUUUAGACGAGAACAUGGAAUACGUCAGCAGGCGUACUGGCAAAGAUGGAGGCAGAGCAGGUGGCUGCUGUGGAGGUGUUUUGUCGCUGGAUAUGAAGUAAAUAAAACAGAUUAAACUUUAAUUUUACAUAGCAAAGAGGGAUGGAGAUAGGUCAGAACAGAAAUGAACUUAUAGACACUAAAAAAAUGAUUGUUAUUUUUAGAUACAUAGUUUCCCUUUAAUACAUUAAUAACAAGCUUAAAUUGCCAAAUGUAUUGGGGAAUUAAAUGGUGUAUGUUAUAUGGUGCUCUAUCUUCUACAGUACAAAACACAGGAGAACAUACUUGACUAAACUGUAUUGAAAUGUAUCAGUUUGUGCAGCAGAACCAUGUCAUAGACAAAACAUGAUGCAUUGUUUUAUGAAUGUGUCUCUUUCCAUCAGGUUUUGCAAAGACAUGAUGUAAGGCUAGUUUUACUGCUUGCAUUUUGUAAUUUUCUUUAUAAGGAAAUCAGCUUGAUUAAUAUUAAAAAUGUAUAGUCAUUUUGGCAAUAUGAAACUUACACAUAAGGCAAUCUGAGUUAUGUAAUCAAUUGCUAUUUCAUGUUUACACAUUCAAAUCAUGUGCUUACACCUGUAACUAAAGCUAUGAUUGAUUAAUACCUGGUUUGUUCAUUAAAUUGAAUAUUUCACUUUAAAAAACAAACAAAAAAAACAUAAAUUUGUAAAAAAAAUUUAAUAUGCUGUUGUGUCAGGAUUUAAAGCAAGUGGUAAAUGUAUUUUCUGGUUUAUGUUAAUGGGAUGGUAUUUCACGCAGCUAGGGUUGAGUAUGUCUGCAGCUUAUCGGACUCCAGAGUGAGUAGUGAGCUACAAGUAUGGACCCGAAUGAACUGAAAAGGACAAUGCUCUGUGCAGGGAUGUGAAUGACUUUAUAUUCCAAAUAAAAUAUGUGGUAACAUUGUGUCUUGGUAAAAGCUUAACGGUACUGUAAUGCUGCUAGUCAUUCAACGAUGAAUAAAACAUUUAAAAACAUUCUUCACAUGCCCACGUAAUCCCUGG
Molecule: messenger RNA, 13235 nt
Organism: Pelobates cultripes (western spadefoot toad)
Lineage: Eukaryota; Metazoa; Chordata; Amphibia; Anura; Pelobatidae
Source: the annotation of a GenBank genome assembly